Hyla sarda is the source of this 2356-nucleotide messenger RNA. RefSeq names its product phospholipid phosphatase related 5 (gene PLPPR5). NCBI's taxonomy places the organism in Eukaryota, Metazoa, Chordata, Amphibia, Anura, Hylidae. Gene Ontology annotation, biological process: signal transduction; phospholipid metabolic process; phospholipid dephosphorylation. The coding region runs from base 1187 to 2131 and encodes 314 amino acids. The record is from RefSeq and is a predicted model, not a curated record. Gene Ontology annotation, molecular function: phosphatidate phosphatase activity. The transcript is spliced from 6 exons.
UGGACAGAUUAGAAUAAUAGUGAGAUUUGCCAGGAUAACCCUAUACAGGCGCCUGUAGGAUCCGGACUCUACAGCUGUGGGGGCCAUAGGAAGGAUCCUUCAGAGCUGAAUUCUUAAUGUAACCAGUGCUGUGCAUCCUAUAGAGGGAAGAGCUUUAAUAGAGAUUUCUUCAGCUGUGGACAAGGCUCCUCUGUCUCCUCACAGGGGGAGGAUCUGAAGCUUGUGCUGGGAUUCAGCCUCAUAUAGGAUGGAUGUGCAGGGCAGGAUCUCCACCUGAGCAUAUAGGAUCAUAUAUAUAGGAUCAUCCAGGAGCAGAUAGGAUCAUAUAUAUAGGAUCAUCCAGGAGCAUAUAGGAUCUCAUAUAUAGGAUCAUCCAGGAGCAUAUAGGAUCAUAUAUAUAGGAUCAUCCAGGAGCAUAUAGGAUCAUAUAUAUAGGAUCAUCCAGGAGCAUAUAGGAUCAUAUAUAUAGGAUCAUCCAGGAGCAUAUAGGAUCAUAUAUAUAGGAUCAUCCAGGAGCAUAUAGGAUCUCAUAUAUAGGAUCAUCCAGGAGCAUAUAGGAUCAUAUAUAUAUAGGAUCAUCCAGGAGCAUAUAGGAUCAUAUAUAUAGGAUCAUCCAGGAGCAUAUAGGAUCUCAUAUAUAGGAUCAUCCAGGAGCAUAUAGCAGCUAUCUGUGUUCUCCAUCACCUGGGAGCAGCUGGAACCAUGUGAUUGCUAUCUGGCAGCGACAAUGGAUCAGUGAUCUGGGAAUAUUCCUCAUUGUGUCUGUGAAUACAAGUUACUAUGUGUGGGCAUCAGAUGUAGAAGAGCCAGGAGAGCCCGGGGAUCUGUGUGGUGGAGCUCCUGCCUGGGGGACCCCGAGGAUCUGUGUGGUGGAGCCGCUGCUGACUGGGGGACCCCGAGGAUCUGUGUGGUGGAGCCGCUGCUGACUGGGGGAGCCCGGGGAUCCCGUGUGGCGGAGCCGCUGUUUGGAGGAGCCCGGGGAUCCUGUGUGGCGGAGCCGCUGUCUGGGGGAUCCAGUGUGCUGGAGCCUCUGCUGACUGGGGGAUCCCGGGGAUCCGGUGCGGUGGAGCCGUUUGGAGGAGCCCGGGGAGCUGCGGUUGUCUGCGGGAGCGCAGUCUCUGGGUUUCGGCACCAUGGACCGCUCCUGAGCUCCACUUGUGCCUUUCCAGUGUGAAUGCUUCUGUAAAUGAGUUUGCGGUUUUCCCUGACGAUCAUGCUUUAUUUCCAGAUGGUGAUCAUGGCAGGGACUGUAAUGUUGGCUUAUUACUUCGAGUACACGGACACGUUCACUGUGAAUGUCCAGGGCUUCUUCUGCUUUGACAGCUCCUACACCAAGCCCUAUCCGGGCCCCGAGGAGAGCAGCGAUGUCCCCCCAGUCCUCCUCCUCUCUCUGGUCACUGGGGUCCCAGUGCUCGUGAUUAUCGUCGGAGAGACUGUGGUCUUUUGCCUACAGGUAGCGACAAGAGACUUUGAGAACCAGGAGAAAACACUAUUAACUGGAGACUGUUGCUAUAUUAAUCCACUGGUGCGGAGAACGGUCCGAUUCCUCGGGAUUUAUACUUUUGGACUAUUUGCUACAGAUAUAUUUGUAAAUGCCGGACAAGUUGUGACCGGAAACUUGGCGCCACAUUUUCUUACCGUUUGUAAACCCAACUACACAGCACUUGGCUGCCACCAGCUCACACAGUUCAUCACAGAUGCCAACGCUUGCACCGGAAACCCCGACCUUGUACUGAAAGCAAGGAGAACGUUUCCAUCCAAAGAAGCUGCUCUCAGUAUAUACGGAGCAAUGUAUCUGGCGAUGUAUAUCACCAGCACCAUUAAAGCCAAAGGGACACGACUCGCCAAACCUGUCCUCUGCCUGGGCUUGAUGUGUCUGGCAUUUCUUACCGGAAUAAACAGAGUGGCGGAAUAUCGCAACCAUUGGUCGGAUGUCAUAGCCGGGUUCCUUAUUGGAAUAUCAAUAGCCGUGUUUCUGGUCGUCUGUGUGGUUAACAAUUUUAAGGGACGACAGUCAGAACAGGAGAAGUCGCCCAUUGAUAAUUUGGCGCAGAUGCCGAUGAUCAGUAUUCCCCGGGUAGAAAGUCCUUUGGAAAAGAACCACCUCACCGCCUUUGCGGAAGUCACAUGAUGUUGAAGCGGACGCCUACUCUCUGCACUGGACCUCCUCCCUCUUCACAGUUCACUCAUCUCAACCGAGACACAUUUGAAAAACAAGAGAGCGCGGGAAGUAACGAGCUACAGUCUCCGGUCUAUUUAAUGAUUUUUUUACAGUCUCGACAAUAUUGUCCGCAUCUGAAGGUUGUUUUGUAAUUCUAACUUGUUUUUUUUUCUUACAUUUUUCAGAAAAAACAAA